AGCGGAGUUUCAGGUUUUUGCGCAACCCCCAAAAUGAGUUCUUUGUUUGAGUUAAUAAAUAUUUUCCUAUGAAUACUUUCCCCAUGAUGCUUACAAAAAAGAUAGGCUCGAUGAAGUGUAGUGGACACCUUUACUUUAGGUGGUGUGUCCUCGUGAGUAAGUUGAAUGUUUUACUAAUGAACGAUUGAGAGUCAGACUCUCAAUCUUGUAGACUGUCUACAAGAUCUCCUAUAACCUUACAGAACGCUUCACCAUGCUAAUGCAUCCUUGUUGACGACCAGAACCAUGGCGUUAAAAGAAAGUAGCGCUUUAAAUGUCUUGCUCUUGGUCUAUCUGGCUGGCUCGCUGCUUCUCGUCGUUCAGCGUCAAGCAGAGGCGCUCUCAAAGUGGUCCUUUGUGUGUCACAGGCUUGGGCCCCUAUCUCAAAGUCUCCUGGUGGCUCUGUUGCUGACUCCAGCAUCUUUGUUUCCUACUGCGGAAUUGAUCGCGCGGAAAGGCAAUGCAUCAUGGCUGUCCGCAAGUGCAGUAGUCGGGGCAACCGCCUUCGCGCUCUUGUUUGCUCGUGGAUGGGCCCGUUUGCAUCGGAGCUUCUUCGAGAUCUCAACGGCGCAUUUUUUGGAAUUGAUCGACGGCGCUGCGAGUAGAAACAAGAAGGAGAAUGCGAAUGGCCUAGUACCUGAAGGUGGUGAUGCUGAUGGCGACAAGGCGUCCACCAAGCAUGAACUUGAUCGAGACGUCGCUGUGGAGAACGCUCGCUCUGCUGAAAAUGCCGAGCAUUUGCACGAGCGGGAAAGCGUGCGUCAGCAACAACAGACUUUGGUUUUCACGGUGGCUGCGGUUGCUUGGAUGCUGGUUGUAUUCGUGCCUUCAGGCGGGGGACCAAGCCAACUCAUGGCCGCAGUCGGGCUAUCUUUGUUUGUGAUAGACUGCGCGAUGUGCUGGGUGUUAUUGCCUUCAGGGAACCACAGUCGUUUGCCUGAUCAUGCUGCGCGAGACGAGGACAAUAAAGCGGCUGAGAGUCGUCCACUUCGUACAAGGAGUGACGACGAGCACUCAAUCGCAUCUAGUCUUGUAGGUGCAGCUGAACUACAAAAUGUAAAUGAUUUGGUCAUGUCUCCAGGGUCACCCAAAGCGAAAGACACAUUCGCUAUGGCGAAUUCCAGGAGCAUUUUCGCACGUAGAUCCCACGGCCUUCGUGUGCUGGCACGUUACGAGCUGCCGCAACGAACUGCGAGCAUACUGACACGUCGGCAAGGAGAGAUGAAUAAUGGCGACUUAUCGUGUUGCUCAAAGAGCCUGUGGAUUCGGCAGAUCCGCGAAAGCUUUUUUCCAGGUGGUCUGUCGUUGAGUGAGGCACUAAAGUCUCCUCAUGAUGCGGAUAUACUCCAACAUCUCCACGAUGGUGAACAGGGGAUACAUCCAACAGCGGUAGACGGGAACAAGGACGCAUCGGACUCAAAGAACAAGGACGCAUCGUCCAACAAGGCGAACAAGAAGAAUAUGCCGGAUGCGAUUGACAGAGGGAUACAUCUGGCCUUAAUGCCGUUGAAAAUCGCUGCCGCGGUCCUGAUGCCACCAGUAGGGAUGAUGCCGCACCCCAUUUGCUCAGUACUCUUAGCUGGCGGCGCUCAGUUUGCGCUUCUGUUGCUCUAUCACGAAGUAGUCGAGAAUUUGCUCCUUCUACAGGAAGGUGCUAUUUCAGAGAUCUUUGUCGGAGUAGUGCUGUGUGGGGUAGGGUUGGCCUUGCCAGAACUAGGAGGAAAGCCUGAUUAUGGUACAGGAGUAGAUGGUGGAGAAAAGAGUCUACUUCACAUGGAUCAUAGAGACGAUGGAAUUCGUGGAACAAAUGCUGGGGAAGGAGAAAAGAGUCUCGAAGACGAUUUUGCUUUGGAUAUCGUGGCCUCAGCAGAUACCAAGGGUGAACCGACAUCAACCGAAAAGGGCAGGGAAAGCACAGCCUCUCAUGGUCCUAUGAUGGAAAUGACUAUGACACCCUGGAGUUGGAUCGUAUAUUUAGGCCUUGGCGGGCCCUGGCUAGCGGGUACUCUUUGGGAUGCAGAAGAUGCCGAUCGCAGUUUCGCUGAGACCUUCACAUUGCACAGCUUACUUUCGAACGGAGGGUACGCUCACAAGAUUUCCGAGAAGAACAUGCGGGAGGCCUUUGUAAGCAUUCUUGCAACGUUUCUGGCAUGUUUGUUGUUCUCUUUAGUGCUGCUGCGAUGGUCUAGAACAACUACUUCUGCAGAGAGCACUAAAGGUCUAGCGACGAAAAUGGGAGACAAUGCUGCGGUGGUCACGGGUGUCAAAGACAAAGACGAAAGAGUCACUGAUCCAAGUAGAGUCACUGAUACAGGAGAAGCCGCAGUACCUCGAAUUCCGACGUCUUCUGCUUUGGUCCCUGCUCUUUCGCCGACCGUAGCUGUGAACCACACGAAAGUCCUUGCGCGUCGCUAUUUUGCAGCGGCGUCCGCUGGCCGUCCCGCAGGUGCCGGACUCGUUGGAGCUUACUUGACCUGGCUUGCCAUUGCUUUGUGGCGCGCUCAAGCGGCUCAUGGGAGCACCAUAGACACUUCGAACGACGAAGUCCUUGUUUACUUGAUCGGCUCGUUGGUGGCACUACCAGUUCUAGGUGUGCCCCUGGGAGCGAUGCUGGCGUUCGCCGCACGCGUUGCUGAAGGACUGGCAGUAUUGAGAGACCGUCCUAUAUUGCAGGAGGCCCUACAACGACGGACAGAGGCUUUAGAGGCACUACAGGACAAGAAGGAGGAGGACGAAGUACAUCCUGAGGAGAGAAAAACUACUGGUCCUGCUCAAAGUGGUCCACAGGAAAGCAGGGAUAAGAUCCAGGAAGUCCCGCUUCAAGAUUCAUCGAAGAAGCCGUCAAAUAAAUCAUCGCAAGAUCAUUCUAAGAAGCCGUCGAAAUCCUCGCAAGAUUCGGGACAUCCUGCGAUAUCUGAUGGCGAAGCUGCCCAACGUAAAGGUUCACAAAUGAAGGAGAAGGACAUGAAACUUGGCGACAAAGACAAAGUUUCUUCUACAAAAGCAAAAAGUCCUAGUGCUGCAACAAGUGAUCGGGAUUCUACAGCCGUCGGACAACAAGCGGAAAGGGCUUCUGAGCAACUGAGGGAGUCAGAAUUUCUUUCCAGGGAUUCAACGAAGCUGCGAGAAACCGCGAUAGAAAUAGACGAUGGCGCGGAGCGGCCUACGAUCCGGUUUGAGUUGAAACGCAAAUCUCGGCAAUCAUCGCGGCAACCAGAAACAGCACAGCGGAGCAAGUCCCCGCCCCCCAAAGCGAGCCACCACGUAGCGGAUUUGGCUAAAAAGUUUGAGGCCAAGGCACACGAAGGGCAAGAGGAGAAGGAGGGAACCACGACUGCUGUGGCGGAAGCGGCGCCAGGGGCGACUAAAAAGCGGAUGAAAGUGAAAAUUCCCGAUAUUUUUAGGACUGCUAAGGCGGAGAGGAGAUCCGCAAGAAAACUGGAUGGAAAAGCUUCGAGAAGGGCAAAGGGUAGCAAGGUUAGAGUGAAGAUCAGCACCUUUAGCGCUGGCAAGGCAGAUGACGAGUUAGAUUCUCAAUCGAGUAAAACGAGCAGCAUGAGCAAAGUGAGCAGCGUGAGCAAGGCUAGCAGCGUAAGUAAAGCUAGCGCCUUCAGUAAGGUUUCUGGGGUAAGCAAAGCGAGUGGCCGAUCUGAGAAAGACCGCCAAACUGAGACACACAUGGUAGGGCUUGAUCUGGAUGAAUUCAGAACAUCCGAAGGUCCUCAACAUCCCGUUACAACAUUACUAGACAAGUAUAAAAAGGAGCAUGUUGCAGGGCCAGGUGGUGCGGGAUCGCACAUCUUGUCAGAGGGCAGAACGAUGGUCCAGCAGGCUGAUAAAAUGUCGCACGUUUCAUCGGCGCAGAGCAGAGCCGAGAGUGGCACUACGGCAUUAGCGUUUGCUACUCCUAGAAAACAUAAAACGCGAAAGAGGACGCAUGAGGACCACAGCAGUGAUGAUGAGAUAACUGAAGAUGAAAUUCAGGUGGUCCAUCGUGGUAGUACCUAUUUUCGAGAUUCGUCAUUGCGUGGCUCAAGCAGAAGGGCAGGAACCAUGCGGCACGGGACGACCACGCGGCAUGACAGCCGCACUACAGCAGGUCGUCUACGCGAACAUGGGGUCGACGAACUUGGUGCUUCCAGUGCGUCGGACCACCACGGCUUUGGUGUUGACGCGGGUGCGCCUAGUGAUGGCCGUAGUCCGGCAUAUGUCCCGCAUGCGACCAAGACGUUCGAAGAGUUAUUUCUCUAUAGUGACGAGGAAGAUAGUGACUUGGAAUAUGUGAUCAAUUUUCAGAAAGCACGCUCUAGACGUAAGGCACGAGCAGAGGCAUCGCGAAUAGAACGUCAUUCUAGUCAACAUAUGAGCGGAACCGAUCAUCCUUCUGAAGGUGCUUCAAAAGCGGAUGGAAAGCGGCCAGAGGCAGGCACGAUGAGUAAUCAGAGUGCUAAAAGUAGGUCUUCUACGAGUGAGAGCGAUGAAGAUUCGACUGAUGAAGAUUCCUCUGAUGUGAUUGAAGAGGAAGACCCUGUUGUAGCCGAUAUGGUAGAAGUCGACGUGACGGGGAUCGUAGCCCAUGUGAGGAACCUGUCCACUGUGCACAUUCGGCGGCGUGCACACGGUUCGGGAGGAAGCAGGGUGGUGGGCACCAAGCGGUCUGCUAGCCUGGAGACAGAGAAUAUCAAAGACAGUAGAGUUACUGACCUUCAUCGUGGAGAUGACCCUUUGGUCACAAGCAGACUUGGAGGAGACUCAAGGCUUACAGAGCACGAAUUGAUAGGGGAGGAAGAGAGGCGUAGUAGUCGAGGAACGGCAGUGGAGAGAGCUUCCUCAAUGAGACAGAGCAUUAGAGAGAGUCGCAAAAGCCAUCAUAAGCGGGGACCUCGACCAGGAUCCAUAGAGGAAACAACCGAGAUCUUAGAGGCUGAGGCAGCAGCUCUCGCGCUGGAAGACGAAUUACUUGCGAACGCUCGGAAGGAGGCAGACGUGGAACCUUCUCCUUCAGCAAGCGAGCAGCAAAGUAAACAAGCAGAUGAUGAAGAUAGGGCAAGAGAUCCUGCUAGAGACGAUAAUGCUAAAAACGGAUCUACUGCAGGAGGAGCAGGCACCGCCACUGCCUCUAAAACUAGCACAGAAAUUUCGAUGGCACCAGAUCAUGAGCGGUUAUUUUCCAAGGGAGCCACGUCAAGUGUUGAUGAGCUUUCCUCUUCUGUUGAGCGAGCACUGGUUCCAAAAGUUGUCGCGGGACCAGACUUGGUAGAUGGUCUCAAAAGGGAUCGAACUUCACGGAUCUCCUUGCCACCAGAGAUUCGACGUUCGAGGGCCAAAAAAAGGCUUGCGGAUUUAGAUGAAGAAAUUAUGAAUCAUCCCGAUCCAGUAGACCCUGAAACACACGAAGGGCAUGAAGACCACCACGAAGGGCAUGAAGACCACCACCGAGGGCAUUAUUACGAAGAUCACGGCCAUUGGUGGUAUGGUGGAGACGAGCAUCAUGAAGAUCAUGCUGCUGAACACCAUGAAGAGGAUGCUGCUGUCGAGCAUCACGAGGACGUGUCGAAGCCGAAGGAUGCUGUUGCCGCGGAGCAGGAUGAUCAUGACAAGGGAAAGGGUGAAGUAGUAACGCCUGCACCUUCUACAACUGAGGCCGUAGAGGAGACUAGGACUAGGACUUCCAAGAAGAAAAGACGAUCAACUAGAACUAGUGUUUCCUCUAGCAUCGAUGAGGAACGUGAAACUACUGCAUUGGCUGCUGCUGACGUGGCUGCAGAACACCUGCAAGAGGAAGAGCGUAAAAGCCCGACGCGCACUAGUAAGAAAACGGUCACCUUUGGUCACACGGAGACUGUACAGCAUACUGCAGGAUCCGAGAAGGACUCUGACGCAGCGUUGAAUCAGUCACAACCCAAGACGAUUCGCGGAGAGGACAGUAAGGCGACCGCAGCAGGAGAUGUAGACGUAGGCUCGAGCAUUGUAAAAGAUGUGACCGUAGCUCAUGCUGAUCUCUUGUCUGAAACAACUACUACAGCAGGCAAAAGCACUGGAAAAACAAAAGGAAAGCUUCCACCCGUGCCUGGUGAUGGAAAA
Amoebophrya sp. A25 is the source of this 6123-nucleotide messenger RNA. NCBI's taxonomy places the organism in Eukaryota, Dinophyceae, Syndiniales, Amoebophryaceae. The record is from the annotation of a GenBank genome assembly.